This is a messenger RNA of Salpingoeca rosetta, 766 nucleotides long. RefSeq lists its product as uncharacterized. The coding region runs from base 113 to 553 and encodes 146 amino acids. The record is from RefSeq and is a predicted model, not a curated record. The transcript has 4 exons. Lineage: Eukaryota; Choanoflagellata; Craspedida; Salpingoecidae.
AUCGUGGAGGACAACGCAAACACAACCAACAAGAAGCACGGCAACAAGCAAGCAAGCAAGCAAGUCGCAUCGCACCGUCCACUCAUCCGCCUCGCUGGCUGUCGGGGAAAACAUGGGUUGUCCUGUGAUGGGCUCGAGCCCAAAGUCAAAGGAGCUUGGAGAUGCACUGAAGAAAUUUGCGGCGCUGCUGCCACAAUGCGAGGACGAGGAGGUGCAGCUGCACACCUGCAGAAAUCGCGUGGCCAGUGCCAGUUCGUUCACACAGAAGCUGUGGGGCUUUGGAAUUGGUCGCGGUCACUGUGCGGAGGAGGCAUCGCGCUUCUCAGACUGUGCAGCAAAGAAGGAGGCUGUGAGCGUGCAUAUCACAAAAGCGUGCGCUGGCGGCGAUCACCGCGGAAUUGCUGUUGCCUAUGACAAGUGUCUGGCGGCAAACGAGAACAAUGCCACGGCCUGUGCUCCCGUGUUGCAAGGCUUCUUGGACUGCGCACGCCAAGAAGCACAACGGUACCAGAAGCGAGUGAACGUCACGGCAGCAGCAACCAAAUCCCAAUAGACUCCAGGAUAAGGCAAUUUACGACCCUGUGUCUGUGUGUUUGUGUGCGUGCGUGUGCGUGUGUGUGUUUGUGUGUUUGUCUGUGUUUGUCUGUGUGCAACUUGGACUUGCGUGCAGCGCAAGAUGCUUUUCUCUUUAUUCGCUUUCUGUGUGCGUGUCUACAAGCAAAGAAAUGGGCAUGGGUGUAACAGAAGAAACAAACCAGAAGCAAGC